AUGGGAGAAGUUUAAAGAAUUACAAAACUUGUGUCCACGUCAUGGGUAUGAAACUUGGAGGUUGGUUAGUUAUUUCUAUGAGGGUUUAACUAGUAGGGAGUGUCAAUUCAUAGAGAUGCUGUGUAAUGGGGAAUUUUUGCAUAAGGACCCAGAAGAAGCCAUAGAUUAUUUAAAUGAGUUAGUUGAAAAAGCUCACACUUGGACAGGACCUAGUGCCACUAAUAGUACUAGUAGGUCACGAUCAUCUGGGAUUUACCACCUUAAGGAGGAAGAUAACCUUAAAGCUCAAUUGGAAGUUGCAACUAGGGAACUUGAGAUCUUAAAGAUGAAAAAUAAUAGAGUUAUCCACACAGUUGCUAAGCGAGGUAAGAUUCCAUCUCAACCUCAAACUAAUCCUAAAAAUUUACAUUUGGUGCAAGAAUCUACCUCUAGUUCAGAGAACACUAAAGGGGUCAACGCAAUCACUACUUGUACUGGUAAGGUUAUAGAGCCAUUGCAAAAAGCACCUAAAUUGAAGGACCCUACUCCAAGCCAUGAAGACGACCUGUUGGAAGAACCUGAGAAAGAGGUAAGUGCGGUGAUUGAGCAGAGAACACCGCCAAAGUACAAAGAUCUAAGGUGCCCAACAAUUGCUUGCCAAAUUGGGUCACAAGAGUUCAGUGAAGCUCUUUUGGAUCUAGGAGCAAGUGUGAAUUUAAUGCCUUAUUCGAUUUAUUUGCAACUAGGUCUUGGAAAGAUAAAACCCACAUCUAUGGUGUUACAGUUGGCUGAUUGUUCUUGUAGGAAACCAAGAGGGAUAGUAGAAGAUGUUUUGCUUCAGAUUGAUAAAUUUUAUUAUCCCGUUGAUUUUCUUGUUUUAGAUACUCAAUCUAAAAUUAAUAGUGAGUCAAAGAUUCCACUUAUUUUAGGAAGGUCAUUUCUUGCUACUGCUAAUGCUCUCAUUAAUUGUAGGAAUGGUUUGAUGAAACUUUCAUUUGGGAACAUGACUCUUGAGGUGAAUAUUUUUCAUGUUGGGAAGCAACUACAUGAUGAUGACGAGUGUUAUCAAACCUACAUGAUAGAUUCACUAGUUGAGGAAGUAUAUGAAAGGGAACAUAUUGAAUCUUUAGAAUACCUCCUUGGUGACUAUGAUUUGGAUGUUGACUUUUUGAACUAUCCUAUUAAUGAUCAGUCUAAUGUUUCAUCUAUUUCUAAUGUUCUGCAGGAUAGACAUAGAAAAUUUUUACAGCCACACUUUGAGGAGUUAACCCCUGAUGCUUCUGUUUUGUGCAACACUGCCCAAGGUUUGGAACCUGAAACAGGUUGCCAAACCCCUGAUGCUAUUGGAAAUCCUUUCGCGCUAGUCACAGCAACUUCACGGACUUUGCUAACUUUGCUCUUAAUGAAAAAUGGAGAAAUUUCACUUGAGCCUUCAAAGUUCCAGAUUUAUCCUUAAAUCCUCAUCUUUCUAGCUCUUUGCAUUUAAGUCCUUUUCUUCUAAUUCUUCUCCAUUUAACAUCAAACCUUUAAUCACCACAAAAUUCACACAACAUGAAUAAAAUGAACACUUAUGA
Messenger RNA from Rubroshorea leprosula, 1553 nucleotides. Lineage: Eukaryota; Viridiplantae; Streptophyta; Magnoliopsida; Malvales; Dipterocarpaceae. The record is from the annotation of a GenBank genome assembly.